Molecule: messenger RNA, 636 nt
Organism: Patiria miniata (bat star)
Lineage: Eukaryota; Metazoa; Echinodermata; Asteroidea; Valvatida; Asterinidae
Product: microsomal glutathione S-transferase 1-like
Exons: 3
Coding region: 96-548 (150 amino acids)
Cellular component (GO): membrane
Source: RefSeq, a predicted model, not a curated record
UUGAGUAUUGUGCGUUCAUUCGAAAGGCACUAUCGUCGUCCUCACUCUUUGGCUUAGUACAUAUUCCAAGUUUGCUACAAUAACUAUUUUACAAGAUGGCUGCGUCCUCCCUUUUAUCUUUCGAGAAUGAGGUGUUCGGUCUGUAUGCCUGGUACGCCACUGCAGUCACACUGAAGAUGAUGUUCAUGUCUUUGUAUGUUUCGCAAUACAGACUCCGACGAAGGAUUGUUGUGAACCCUGAAGAUGUCCGUGGGGAUAAGGAGAAGGCUUUCCGUAUAGACCCCGAUAUAGAACGCGGGAGAAGAUGCCACCGUAACGACAUGGAGAACAUCCCUCCGUUCCUUGUGGUGGGCCUGCUCUACGUUCUGACGGCACCCACUGUCUCCUCAGCCACUUGGCAUUUCCGUAUAUUCGUCAUUUCUCGUUUCUUCCACACCGUGGCCUACCUGACGCCUCUGCCGCAGCCAUCCCGAGCUCUCGGGUACUUCGUAGGAAUGUGUGCCACCGUGUCAAUGGCUAUAAACGUCCUGAAAAUUGGCCACAUGUAAUUAUCAGACUGCGAACUGCCGUCUGGAAAUUCUGAAAGAAUAGUCUUUUCAACAAACGCUAACUUCAUCAUUUAAUACAUGAUAAAGU